GGGGGGGGGACGCGGAGGCCGCGCGCCCCCGCAGUGUGCUGCCCCCGGGGCCAGGCAGGAGUUUGGGGGGGGUCGGGGCUCACUCGCUUCGAAGCGGCGGCGCUUUCGCUUUCGGUUCCCGGCGGUGGGGCGGCGGCGCCGAGGCUGUCCGGCUCGGUCCGCUGCCCGGCCUCCGCUGAGACCCCACGCACGGGGAUGCUAACGGGGACCGGGUGCGGGGCACCCGCCUGCGCGGCGCGUCUGGGCCGCGGUGUCCUGGUGUCGAGCCGCGGCUGGAAGUUGGUCACACUCGGGAAGGGGGAAUCCGCAGCUCUCGGCGUUCUCAGAACGCUGUAGUAUAUGACAGGAAGAAAGCAACAACAGCAAAAUGAAAACAAAACAACAUUAAAAAGAAGUCCCCAGAGAGAAGUUGGGCCGUGAAUAUCACAGGAAGCAUAUGCUAUGCCAUCCUCCAUGCGUGCUGUAAUGAUACCUCAUUACCUCGGCUGGGGGCUGGGACUGCCUGGUACGCGUUACCAUCCCCGAAGGUGCGGCUUUCACCAUCUCCUCGGGCAGCAGCAGCCUCACAGGGCCUCUCCUUCCUGUACUGAUGACUUAAAAGCUGUUCAUAGAACAAAAAUUUGAAUGCUAAUAAAAUCUCUUCCUACUUCCUGUUUUUUCCUUGAAGUGAACUGCACAGUGUGCUGUCAACACAGUCUGUAUGACCAUUGGGUUUGCUUUCACAAUUAUUUUUACCAAAACCAACACUCUUCAUCUUCGUUUUCAGAAGAAUGCAUUGUUUUGCUGCAUCCAGGCUGUGACGCUUCAUUUUCUUUGCAAGUUACAUUGAAGUCUUAUGGCAGCAAGGGCACGUAUCCUGAAGCUAUUAAGGAUUUAUUCUUAGGUUAUUAUUAUUUUUUUUCUUUUCGGUCUGUUGGCUGUCAGGAGGUCCCAGGGCAUUAGGAAACUGCAUCAUAAGGCACGUCAAGGUAGGAGAGGUUGACAUCAGCCAAAUAAAGACUGAGGCUUAGGUAAGGCAUGUAUAAUUUGCUAUGUUUUACUAACUAAAACUUAAACUGCACUCCUGGAUUCCGUGGAGGAUCAAGGCACACUCAUUUCGAGGCCUUCAGCUUCUGGCAGGAGGAAUUAAUUAUCCAUCCUCCCAAAGCAAGAUAUAUCAGUGCUGUUAUUAGUGCUCUUUCCAGCUGUGCAGGUACCAUUUCUUUUUUGAAUACAACCCCACAAUGUCCAUCUAAACUCCUGCCUGAUUUUCAGUCUGUUCUUUGGCACAGAAUACAGAUGAUGUCCUCGGUCAUGACAAAAAAUGAAGGGUUUCAUGGAUUGGAGAUGACCUUAAAUCCUCCAGCAGGAUAGUUUUUCAAGAUGAACUUUCUGUCAUUUCUGAGGUCAAUACCUAUUUGCUACUACUGUCACUAAGAUCAGCUGAGAGGUUUCUGCUUUGGAUUCCUGGAACUGAAUUGUCAGGGAUUGGUGGCAGGGUUUUCUAAGCAGUGAUCUGUCUGUUGACAGAUUGCCAGGGCUGAAGUCUGGUUGCCUGCAAGACACAGUGGCAUAGAGGGCUUCCAUGAUGGAUGAGACUUCGGACGAACCUCCCACUUCCGCUGUCCUCUUAGACAACUGCCACUUCUCCCAGGUCAUCUUUAACAAUGUGGAGAAGUUUUAUGUUCCUGGAGGAGAUGUAAUCUGUUAUUAUACUCUCACACACAACAUAGUUCCUCGUGGGAAGGACUGGGUGGGCAUCUUCCGGGUGGGAUGGAAAACAACCCGGGAAUAUUACACAUUCAUGUGGGCUCCUCUGCCCGGUGAUGUCCAUGGUGAUACCGCUGUGCAGCAACAGAUCCAGUUCAAAGCUUACUACCUACCGAAGGAUGAUGAAUACUACCAGUUCUGCUACAUCGACCAGAAUGGUGUGGUACGUGGAGCCAGUGUUCCUUUCCAGUUCAGAGCAGAGACUGAGGAUGAUAUCCUGGUGGUAACCACACAGGGAGAAGUGGAAGAGAUUGAACUACAAAACAAAAAUUUGCUUAAAGAAAAUGAGGAGCUGCAAGCAACCUGCGCAAGUCUCCAGAAACAAAACACGGAACUGCAAGAAGAGCUCAAGAAGACACAGGAGCUGCAGAAUGGUUUAGAGUCUCUUAGGAGCAGCACAGAAAAACUGGAGCUGGAGCUGAAUUCCCUGAAAAAGGAAAAUAAACAUCUAAAAGAGCUGGAUGAGUGCAGAGAGGCAGAACUGCACCAAUUCAAAGAGCAAAUUCAGAAUAUGACCUCUGAAAAGGUAUGCUUGGAAACCAGAUUGAAAACAGCCCUGGAUCACAUGGAUCAGCUGCAGUCUCAAGAGUUGAAUUAUGAGAAGGAAAUGGAAAACCUGGUUCGUAUGGACCAUGACAAGACUGAGCAGCUUGAAAGUUUAAAGGAAGAGAAUAGUCAGUUAUGCAUGACUAUAACUCAACAGAAAGAGCAAAAGAAGGAGCUUGAACAUCACUUGGAGAACUUGAAAGGGACAGAGGCCAACUUGUCACUUCGUCUGCAGAAUGAGCAGCAACAAAACAGGGACUUAAUGAAAGAACUUGAAGAGCAGAGGCAUUUGUUUCAGAUUUUGCAAGCAAAAAAGAAUGAAUCUGAUGAGGAAAAACAGAAACUGAGGGAAGAGAAUGAUACCCUUCUGAGGCAUCUCUCUCAGGCUAGAGAUGUUUCUUCUUUCUCUGCUGUUUCACAAGCUCAGGCCCCAGUUCCAGCUCCUGAAGCAGGAUGCCUUGUGUUUGGUAAUCCAUAUUAUGCUGCAGAAGCAAACCUGGAGUCAAGAGCUGCCAGAACAGAUUCUAUAAGGAAAUACCCCAUGUGUGAUGACAUAUUUCCUGAAGAUAUUGAAGCAAGUGACUAUGAGGCCCAUGUGCAGAGCCAUCUUCUGGAGUGCCCACUCUGCAAUGAGACCUUUGAAAAGUCCAAUCAGCAGGUGUUUGAUGACCAUAUUUUUUGUCAUGGCCUGGAAUAAUUCUGAAUUCCUAUCUGUUCUGUAGAAUAGAUGGCAGAGGCCACAGGAUAGAAUAGAGCAAAAGUAUUCUAUAGACUUGAUUCAUACUAAUAAGAUCAACCUGACAAAACUGCAUAUGCUACUAGUGCUGUGAUUCUGAGCUUUCUGUUCCAUGCAAUAUGUGCAUAAUUGGGUCAAAUAUCCAUAUCCUGAAAUUGAAUUGUCAUCAACUUAAGUCCUCCAUCUUGGAUCAAAUAUAUGUGCUUUUUAAAUGAGUCACAAAUCCUAUCAUUAGUAAAGUAGUUGAAUAUGGUACCAGUUCUUUAUAACAGGAUUGUCUAUGUAGCUGUUCAUCUAGGUAGGGCCAAAUAAUAGAUGUAACAGUUUUCUGUACUUGGCUGAUAUAUCACUAUUAUAACAAUUUUAUUCUUCAGUAUAGCACUGUGAUUGCUAACCAAAGACAAGAAACAUUGCGUAGUCUUUUAGGAUCACACCUUCAGUCCAGCUCAGCUUCUGGAAUGCUGAUUUAAUUGCUAAUAAAUAUAAAAGUCUUAAUGAAAAUACAUUUUACUUUCUUUUGUCAUCAGUCAUAGAACAAGUGAAAUAUAUAAAGAGACUAAAUACCUGUUUCUAGAUCUAAAGGUCUAGGGCUCUUCUUACAGCGAAGUAGGCAAUAUAGCUUGUAGAACAAGGUGCAUGCACUGUUUUCCCUUUUCUCUAUAUGACCAGACUUAAAAUGGUGAUAAACUGUGCUUGUGCAAUCACUCUGACACUGUCAUGCCUCCAUCUCAUAAUGAAGGAACCCUGAAAUUUCUGAAACAGGAAAGGUCAGCAUGGCAUGGAGCCCAUAGGAAAGCAGUAGCUGAGUUUUCUUAACAGUGGUGAGGAUAAAUGGCCUCUUAGUCUUGAAACUGGGCAUCCUCAUUUAAAGGAAGUGAUGAAUCUGAAUUAUUUCUCUUUUAUGUUUCUAAACCUUAUUGAUUUAAGAAGAAGAGCUUAUUCUGAAACCAAAACAUUGAUUCAAAACUGCUAAGUGCCUUGGAAUAUUACAGUACUUUGUGAAUAGAUUAUCCAGUUACUAUUUUUAUUUCUGCCUUGGGAUUUUCAAGUUGUGAUUAACAGUUAUUUAGUCUGUGCAAACAUAAAUGGGUGAAAUUUUAUUAUCCAGCUGUAUUAGACUGGAUUUUCUGCUGAAUAUCUGAAGCAAUAGAAAAUCCUAAGAAGUUUACGUAGAGUUUUAAGACUAAUAAGAGUAAGAAAGACUUCAAAAUGUUUUACUGUUUUGUUUAUACAUAUUUUUUUAUCAACCUAGGUUUAAAUAGAGUAUUUCUGUCUUUAAGAUGUACUAUACUGGAAAGCAUUUUUUUUUUAAAUUGUAACAGAAAAUAGGAGUUGUUAAAAAUAAAAACUGUACUGA
Molecule: messenger RNA, 4388 nt
Organism: Cygnus olor (mute swan)
Lineage: Eukaryota; Metazoa; Chordata; Aves; Anseriformes; Anatidae
Gene: CALCOCO2
Product: calcium binding and coiled-coil domain 2
Exons: 13
Coding region: 1565-2992 (475 amino acids)
Biological process (GO): xenophagy; positive regulation of autophagosome maturation
Cellular component (GO): PML body; autophagosome
Source: RefSeq, a predicted model, not a curated record